CCAGGCCGCCGGCAGAGAGAGAGCAUCGAAUCACCCAGAGUCUCUGCUGCUGCGCUCCCUCUCCUCCUCCUCCUCCUCCUCCUCCUCCUCCUCAAUAGUCAAACAAACCCGUUAAUGGAGACCUCCCUGCGCCUGCGCGGCGGCGGCGGCCUCCGCAUCCACGCCAAGGAGAAGCUUCCCCUCGGCUACAACUCCCUAAUACAGGCUCAUGGGGAGAUGGACGCAAGCACCGCCGGAGCUGCUGCCCCAAGCUACCUUGCUCUCUUUGUCAGGCAAUUCUACCCCCAGCUCUCGGCCAACCUCGGAGUUGGCGUCCACUUGCACAAAGGCAAUGACCUCACCUACAAUCUUCGCGCCAAGAAGGCCCUCCCCUUCACAUCCAAUGGCUUGCUAGGACUAAACCUCAAGGCCCGCCUGCUUACAGACGCAGAGUUCAAGCCGAAGAAUAGAACUGGGGCCGUCGAAUUGGCCUGGACCAUACUUGACUUGAGGAGAGGCCAAGAUGUCAGGCUCAAACUUGGCUAUGAAUUCUAUGACAAGGUGCCUUAUCUCCAGCUUAGAGAAAACAAUUGGACACUGAAUGCUUAUAUGGAUGGGAAAUGGGAUGUUAGAUUUGAUAUGUGAUCCGAAGCCACUCCUCAAUGGUGAUUGUUUAGGGAGGCUCCAAGUGAGUGGUAUCGUUUCUACUUGUUUGUACUGCACCAGAAAGUGCAUUCAUGCAUUAUUUACGAGAACCAGAAACUAAUCAAUCAUCUGCUUUCAUCUACUACAAGCUAUCAGCUUUGGUGCUCUUGUCAAGGGUUGUGUAGUAGUUAGUAUACUGUAGCCAUCAUGCCAAAGGGCUCUCAUCUGCCCGUGACAGUGACUGAGUCAUCAGAUUGUCUUUUGUCUAUAAAAGCAGCUGCACCUCCUCACCCCCAGGCGGGCAGGCAGCACAAGGCAGGCGAGUUUGUUGGGUUGAGCAUGCGCGCUCCGGUGAUGGUGAGCCGCCUCCACUCAGCCGGCAAUGGCCCAUCUCCAUCUCCAUCUCCUCCCCUGCUUUGUGAUGGUCAUGCAGAUGCAGCAGGGGACUCGGACACAGUGGUGAUCCUGGCGUCCCUCCUCUGCGCCCUCAUCUGCGUGGCCGGGCUUGCCCUCGUCGCGCGGUGCACCUGCCGCAGACGCAACAGUGGUGGCGGCGGUGGCAGCAACAUCAACCCAACCGCCACGGAGGUACAGGCACCGAAGGGGCUGAAGAAGGCGGCGAUCGAGACGCUGCCCACGGUGUCGUUGCAAGCAGCAGCUGCCUCAAGAUCAGGAGGAGUUGGAGAGGAGAGGGAGUGCGCCAUCUGUCUGGUGGUGUUGGCUGAGGGAGAUGAGCUCCGGCUGCAGCCGCUUUGCGGCCACGGCUUCCAUGCUGCCUGCAUCGAUACCUGGCUGGGCGCCCACGCCAGCUGCCCCUCCUGCCGCGCCGCCGUCCUCACCUGCCGGAGGUGCGGGGCGGCCGCGGCCGCUGGGGACGCAACAACCUAGCGCCGUCGUCAUCUAUGUAUCUGUUCAUCAAGUACUAAUCUCAUCGUCUACUACAGACUACAGCAGCAGCAGUAUACAAUCAAUGAGAUGCAUCAUGGUACCAUGAAA
Messenger RNA from Panicum virgatum (switchgrass), 1620 nucleotides. Its product is annotated as outer envelope pore protein 21, chloroplastic-like. Bases 115 to 624 code for a protein of 169 amino acids. The transcript has 5 exons. Gene Ontology annotation, molecular function: voltage-gated monoatomic anion channel activity. Gene Ontology annotation, biological process: regulation of monoatomic anion transport. NCBI's taxonomy places the organism in Eukaryota, Viridiplantae, Streptophyta, Magnoliopsida, Poales, Poaceae. The record is from RefSeq and is a predicted model, not a curated record.